This is a messenger RNA of Haemonchus placei, 1035 nucleotides long. The record is from the annotation of a GenBank genome assembly. NCBI's taxonomy places the organism in Eukaryota, Metazoa, Nematoda, Chromadorea, Rhabditida, Trichostrongylidae.
CAGGAGGUAGCUCCAAAUCAAACACCAAAUUUACCUGCAGCUCCCGAAAUUCGGGCACCAAAAGAAGGAGGAAUGAAGGCCACUUUCGAUCCGAAUUAUCAGACACUUGCAGGGCUUAAUAAUGACGAAGUUUUCCAACCAAAGGGAGGUGGUGCAGGAGAUUUUGGUGGUGGCAAACUGAAUAUAAGACCACCUGCAGAAGGGGGAAGGAAAGUGGCAACCUUCGAUCCAAAUUAUCAAACAUUAGCUGGAUUGAAUAACGAGGAUGUCUUCAAACCAAAGGGCGGAGGUGAUGCUUUUGGUGGUGGUGCAGGUGCUGGUGGGAGGUUAAACAUCAGACCACCAGCAGAAGGAGGCAAGAAAGUGGCAACAUUCGAUCCCAACUACCAGACUUUAGCAGGGUUGAAUAAUGAAGAUGUCUUCAAGCCAAAGGGUGGUGGCGGUGGACAAGGCGGUAACUUGAACAUCAGAGCACCAACGGAUGCUAGAGGGAAGAAAGUGGCAACAUUCGACCCUAAUUAUCAAACGCUAGCCGGUCUCAAUAACGACGACGUGUUUAAGCCGAAAGGUGGCGGUGGAGGAGGCGGCGACGGAGGAGGAGGUAACCUAAACAUCAGAGCGCCAACUGAUGCCAGAGGAAAGAAAGUUGCAACCUUCGAUCCGAACUAUCAGACUUUAGCCGGCUUGAAUAAUGAGGAUGUCUUCAAGCCCAAAGGUGGAGGCGGGGGUGGGGGUAUGGGUGGGGGUGGCCGUGGCGGAGGAGACGUUAAAAUAAGGGCCCCUGAAAACAAAGGAAAGAAGGUUGCUACCUUUGACCCGAACUACCAAACACUGGCAGGACUGAACAACGAGGACGUGUUCAAACCGAAGGAACCAGUAGGCAGACCUAAAGCCCAGAGGCCAGCUCAACACAAGGUUGUCGCCACAAAUGAUCCCAAUUACCAGACGCUUGCUGCUGUUAACGCCGAUUGUUUUGGUGAAGAUAAGAAGAAGUAUAAACCGAAAGAACCUGAAAAUAAGUGGCUAACUUACUAA